Molecule: messenger RNA, 2214 nt
Organism: Naumovozyma dairenensis CBS 421
Lineage: Eukaryota; Fungi; Ascomycota; Saccharomycetes; Saccharomycetales; Saccharomycetaceae
Gene: ATG9
Product: autophagy protein ATG9
Exons: 1
Coding region: 1-2214 (737 amino acids)
Biological process (GO): protein localization to phagophore assembly site; autophagy of mitochondrion
Cellular component (GO): phagophore assembly site; autophagosome
Source: RefSeq, a predicted model, not a curated record
AUGAGCAAUAGUUUCCUUUAUGGAGGUGAACCACCUCUAUCAAAAUCAAAAUUCAACUUAAAGAGACCAAACAUCUUAAAAAAUAUUUCAAUCUUGAAAACAACACCUGAGAAUAAAAUAAAUACGUUGAAUAACAAAGAAAGAGCCCUUUGGAAAUGGGCAAAUGUGGAGAAUUUAGACGUUUUCUUACAAGACGUUUAUGAUUAUUAUUUGGGGAAUGGAUUCACAUGUAUUGUAUUGGAAAAAGCUCUGAAUAUAAUUACUUUGAUCUUUGUCGUUUAUAUUUCAACAUACCUAGGGUAUUGUAUUGAUUACUCACAUAUCUCCACUAGUAAACGACUUGAAGACAUUAAAAUUGAUCAGUGUUAUAACAAUAAUAUAACAGGAUUUAUUAAGGUCUUACUUUGGUUAUUCUAUAUAUUUAUUUUUUUGAAAAUGGCACAAUUAUAUUUCGAUGUUAAAAAUUUGACAGAUAUUCAUAAUUUUUACAAUUAUCUCUUGAAUGUUUCGGAUAAUGAAUUACAAACAAUCCCAUGGCAAAAUAUUAUUGAACAAAUUAUGUUUUUAAAGGAUCAAAAUGCUCUUACCUCCAACGUCGUGGCAAUGAAAGCCAAAAAUAGAAUCGAUGCACAUGAUGUCGCCAAUAGAAUAAUGAGGAAAGAUAACUAUUUAAUUGCAUUAUACAAUAGUGAAGUAUUAUACUUAUCACUACCAAUACCUCUCUUUAGAACAAAUAUCCUAACAAAAACCUUAGAAUGGAAUAUCAACCUCUGUAUCACUGGGUUUGUAUUCAAUGAAUCUGGCUUCGUAAAACAGAUGUUCCUAAAGGAAUCACAACGCCAAUACCUUUCUGAAGAAUUAAGGAAAAGAUUUAUGUUAGCUGGGGUAUUAAAUAUUAUCCUUUCCCCAUUUUUAGUCACAUAUUUCAUCCUGUUGUAUUUUUUUAGAUAUUUUAAUGAAUACAAAACAUCACCUGGCUCCCUUAGUGCAAGACAAUAUACUCCAAUGGCAGAAUGGAAAUUCAGAGAAUACAAUGAACUAUAUCAUAUUUUUAAGAAAAGGCUGGGUCUGAGCAUGAACGUUGCGAAUAAAUACAUCGACCAAUUCCCCAAGGAGAAAACAAAUUUGAUUUUGAAAUUUGUCGCAUUCUUAUCAGGAUCAUUCAUUGCUAUAUUAGCAACAUUGACAUUAGUAGACUCUGAAAAUUUCAUAAAUUUCGAAAUCACUAAUGAUAAAUCAGUGGUUUUCUUCUUUACGAUAUUUGGUGCAAUUUGGACAGUAAGUAGAAACGCAGUCUCUCAAGAAUAUAAUACAUUUAACCCUGAGGAAACAGUUCGUGAAUUAGCAUCGUAUACGCAUUAUUUACCAAAGGAAUGGAAGAAUGCAUAUCAUACUGAGGAAGUAAAAAAUGAUUUUUGCAAAUUAUACAAUUUAAGAAUCGUAAUUCUACUAAGAGAAUUAACUAGUUUGGUUUUGACCCCAUUUGUGUUAUGGUUUGCAUUACCAAGAUCUGCUGAGAAUAUUGUAGAUUUCUUUAGAGAAGCUUCUACCUAUGUUGAUGGUCUAGGGUAUGUCUGUAAAUAUGCAAUGUUUGAAAAUGUCAAAGAUGUUCAAAUAGAUACAUCCAACAAACAGGGCACUGGUAUUCAAGUUCCAGGUCCCAUCUACGAACACACCAAUGGGAAAGAUAAUAUUGAUCUCGAAGAUGUUGGGAAUGAAGAGGAAGACGACGAAACGGUUAACAAUGCUAAGAAUAAGAUGAUGCAAUCAUAUAUGUAUUUCAUUGAAGAUUAUGAGAAUAGCGAAAAUAUGGUAGGUAAAUAUCAAUUGCCCUCAAGAAAUGACGCCGCUAUUGAUGGCCCGCUAAUGAUGAAUAAUAAUUACUCAUGGAAAAAACAAUUUCAACCUGGACAAAAUCCUGAAUUAUUUAGAAUCGGUAACCAUACGUUGAAUGACAAUAAUCGUGGAACUUCUACUUCGAGAAGGAAAGGUAAAAGUUCAGGAAGAAGAAAUGGCCAACUUGGUACUGGUUCAAACAAUGAACUCGUAGGUUCUUUCAUUAAUACCGAAGGAUUUCUUCGCCAACACGAUUCUCCAGAUAAUGGGAGCCAUAUUCUUGGGUCUGCACUAAGACAAAACGCUAAUGACACUAAUAACGGAGGUGUAUUGGGACUUGUUAAAGAAUACUAUAAGAGGUCUGACGUCGGUAGAUGA